Messenger RNA from Rotaria sp. Silwood1, 234 nucleotides. NCBI's taxonomy places the organism in Eukaryota, Metazoa, Rotifera, Eurotatoria, Philodinida, Philodinidae. The record is from the annotation of a GenBank genome assembly.
AUGUGUGUAUCUUGUCCAAAAUGUUCUAUAUAUUAUCAUAUAAUAUGUUUAUCAAAAUAUUUUCUUAAAAAUUCUGAUCAACAUUAUAUUAUUCCAAUAGAUGGUUCAUGUCCAUCUUGUAAAAAAAGUUUAUUAUGGGGUGAAAUUAUACAACAUAAAUAUACGAAUCAAUUAUUAUCAUUAACAACAGCUACAUAUACUAAUGAAUUGCAUGAUGAAGAUAUUAUUCUCUAA